Spirometra erinaceieuropaei is the source of this 10826-nucleotide messenger RNA. The record is from the annotation of a GenBank genome assembly. Lineage: Eukaryota; Metazoa; Platyhelminthes; Cestoda; Diphyllobothriidea; Diphyllobothriidae.
AUGACAAACCUGCUGCAAUCUCUCCAGAGCUGGACUCAAGCUCUCGAAGACAGGCACGCGGUCCACAUAGCCUUCAUCGACUUCCAGAAGGCUUUCGACACCGUGCCACACCAAAGUCUCUUACAUACGCUGAAAAAAAUAGGGAUCGGUGGCAACUUCCUUAAAUGGAUCGAAAACUUUCUUGUGGGUCGACACCAGGUUUUGUGCAUCGGUCGGGGAAAAUCAGAUCCGGCUAUAGUCGAUAGUGGUGUCCCCCAGGGUUCAGUUCUGGGAUCCAUUUUGUUCCUUAUCUACGUGGACGAUGCCGCAAGAGAUUUAGACUGUGAAGUUGCAAUGUUUGCGGAUGACAUGAAGAUAUGGAGUGUAAUUCGGGGGCCUGACGAUGAAGACAGACCGCAGAUGAAUCUGAAUCGGUUGGAGGAGUGGUCAAACCGUUGGCUCCUGCGGUUCAACGUUGCCAAAAUUAUGCAUACUUCGCCUCGGCAACACAGCCAGAUCCGCCAGCACAAGAAGCUACUUUCUGGGCGGUGCAGCCCUACAAGAGGUCGAAGCCCAAAGGAACCUCGGUGUGCUUACGACGAGUUCCCUAAAACCAUCCGCCCACUGUUCGAGGGUGGCAAAAACCGCAAUGUCCGUACUGUACGCCAUCAAGCGUGCGUUUAUGGACUUUGACGAAGAAGCUUUCUCUAAGACAUUCGGAACAUUCGUCCGGCCGCAUUUAGAGUACGGCAUACAAGCUUGGAGGCCGCGGGCUGUUGUGGAUCAAAACUGCCUCGAAAGAGUCCAGAGGAGAGCCACGAAGAUGGUUAGGGGUCAAAGCUCUCUUCCUUAUACAAACCGCCUAGUUAAUCUGAACCUCUUUCCUUUGAGUUACAGGCAACUUCGCGGAGAUCUCUUGCAAGCCUUCCGCAUUGUAAAGGGGUUGGAUUGCAGUCUGGCCUUCGAAGACUUUUUUGAAUUUGCUACCACGACCAACCUCCGAGGUCACCCGUUAAAACUGCGCACUCAGCAGGCACGGCUGGAUGUGCGGAAGUUCUCCUUCGCGGUUCGGGUGGUCCAACCAUGGAAUGAGCUUCCCGCAGAUGUUGUGAUGUCACCAUCAAUACACAUUUUUAAGAAGAAUUUGGACAUUUUUAUGUUCCGAAAUGACCAAGAGCGAUGAGAAGUUGAGCUCACCCCCUGUAACUCCUUCUCAUUUUGUCCCAUCAUUAUGGGCGUGUUCGAACUAUUUCAGCCCAGAACAUCUAUCUGUACACCACACAUUUUUUGCGUUGCAAAUAGGGUACUCAAAGGCUUACGCCUAUUUCCCUCAAUAAACUGAACUGAACUGAACUAAACGCUACCAAACCCUAACUCCAAACCUAAUCACAUACCUACCGCCAACAAGUUCCCAACCACCAACCCUAAGCCCUACCUAACGACGACAAUGAUCCUAACCCUAACCAAAUCAUAUGCGUAUUCACCAGCAGUAAACUUCGUCAUGAACCAAAAUCCUAUUAAACCCAAGCCCUUACCCUAAAUAAACCCCAAACCCCAACCGAGGCAAUAGCUUAAGCGCUAACAAUUUUUGAAAAUUGGGUGAAUUCUCCGGCUUGAAAUUACAACAGCGAACGCCACUGAAAUCAGUCAGGAGUAUUAAGGAGCGCUUGCGGAGAAAUUUAAUCAAUCCUUGAGCGGUACUUGCUGACAUAUAGGGAACGGCGACCCUACAAGAUUUCACCCGCGAUUUGACCAAACUGCUCAACUCAAUACCCUUGCACUGUUUUUAUAUUUUCGUGUUUGCCUGUCUAUUUAUCUAUGGAACCUUCCGAGCACACCUUAGAUAAAUUUCCAUAUUAUGGUUCUAUUAACGUAAAUGAUUUCACUUAGCAAGCCCAAACUUAAUUGAAUUGGGUUUUAAAUCCAAUUGCCGAGGGCAAAUUCAGUGUCACAUAGAGAGCAACCGGUCGCCGCAUAAAUGUGGGAAACUGUUAAUUCUUUCGCAGGCACUUGUCUUUUAAGAUUGUUCGCGGGAAGGACCAGUUGAACCAGACGUUUCCCGUGGCCCUUGAUCUAUUAAGGAAACCUUCAGUUCAUGUCGUCCUAACUGGACAGAGGACGUAAGGUCUGUCUUCUAUCGAGUCUGCUUGACUGUUAUUACGUGUCUGGAUGCCUGAAGUUGGUAUGAGCUGCAAGGUGUUGAAGUGAAGUGCGUACAAACGGCCGUAUUUUAUUCUUUUGGCCUGUCUAAUUACCUCGAAUUCGAGGAGGAGAAAUGGUGCUGAAGAAGCCGCCAAAAACGGUCGGCGGUUGUGUUUUGAGUUUCCACACGUGUAAGAAGCUGGAAGGCGCAGAACAGACAUAAUCUGCUGUGACAACCGUCCACCUGCCCCGGUUGUCCCUCAUAUAUGUGCAUCUUUCGUUUUUAGUAAGUGCGGUAAUUGCAAUUGUUCACACUGAUGGCUAGUAGUGCUCGGAUCACUGAAUAGUAUCAGUAGUGCGGAACAAAAUGCGCAGAUAUGCUAAUAGAUUGCUGAUACUCUUGGGAGGUGAGGGAGCGUCUCUUCAAAAGGACUGAUGAUGAGUGGCUGGCCUUGCCACCAAGAAUGAAUACUUGGGAUGUAUGAUAAGGACAAAAGACGAAGUCUCUUUCAAAUUAUGAUUAAGCGCCCCGUGUCUGGUUUCAUUACAGCCAUAUGGGGUUGAGUGAGUUUUGGAACUGUCAUUGCGUCCGAUACUUGACUGCCCAACAAUGCUCUCAAAAACGACGAAGUCUUUGCAAUUGGAGCCCAAUUCUUUGUUGAGAGUGGCACUGGCAUAAUCACGAACCGCAUAGUAAUCUAUUGGAAUAAACUGAGGCAACGUUUGCGGGCGUUCAACAGACCACGGGGAAACUGAGCACGACACUUUUGGCCGAGACUUAUCUUUGUCCAGUCUAAUUUCCUACAUGAUUAUUUCCUCCCAACUGACGCUUAUUCUUGCAUUACGUGCGUGCCAUAUACUCGCAUUGAUGUAUGAUCAAGUGAAUUUAUUUCUUUGGACAAUUUGACUCAUGUUCAUUUUUGUGCAGUUUUCUAUUUACUAAUACACCUGCGCCCUUACUGUCAUUCCGUCUCCGAGCUCCACCCACCUCUAAGACGUACAUUUUACGCAGUACCAUCCUUUGUGUGCGCUUUAUGGGUCUUCACUCGUCCUUUAUAAAGUCCUGAGCUUACGAUCAGUUUUAGUCUUUUGCAUGCCUUAGAAGUAAAUCAGUCUUUCGGUUGGUGACAACCACUAGCAUACAAUGUGGCCCUACUAAGAAGUUGGCAAGUUAUUAUUUGCAGAAACGUAAGCCGCAUAUCUAAGUAGGUCUUCAUGUCGAUUAUAAGUAUGCGCUAUUCAUAUUUGAACUUCACUUUUCGUGUCUCGUAGACGCGAUUUUCAGAUUUACACGCAUAUGCGUACUGCGGCUGCGGUAAUUAUCUUUAGUCUUGGCUUUGCUUGCGGAUACUAUGCCCAUGUCCUCCGCAUAAAAUAUCUGCAGGCGAAACACGAUUUCUUCGAACGAAAAGCAAAAGAAGCCAAAUCUCAGCUCAGCCGUUUCUAAAGGUUCUUUGCAAUGUCCGCCGAAAUAUCGACCGAAACCGAUUCUCUCUAUGAGGUUUCAUGGGCCAACCCCUUAUUCAGUCCCCAUCUACUGUGUGCGGCGAAUGUCCUUGAGUACUUCUGUGACCUCUCCAAUCCCUUCUAUGAUCGUGAGUGCAAUAAUGAGGUUAUCCGAAUGCAAAAGUUGAGUCCUGAGCAGCUAGUUUCAAUGACGGGAAUUGAAUUCUAUUUACAUCACUCUCAGGCGAGUAAAAUCAUUGUGUUUUCUGUUUCUUUUUGAUUCUAUUGUUUACGCUUAACUGGCUGUACUUUCCGGACUUGUUUGUUAUUACUUGAUUUCGUUCACCUGCACUCAGAUUCGUAUCGCACUCAUGAGACGCCACCAAAGUUUGCAAAAUGCUAUUAUUAUGCUCGCGUGCCGUGAAUACCAAUUUUCGAACACAGUUGUGCAUAUUCAAACUUGUUUAAGUAUUUGUGCUGCUUACUCCAUUCGUCCUAUCUUUAGACGUAAAAAGGUCAUCAUAUUCCUCUGGGUUAAUGUUUUUUAGGUAGGGUUGUUAGAAAAGGGACAGUGUGUGAAAUAUUUGAAGGUAUCCUCAAGUCUCAACAUACUUCUUUGAAGUAGGCCGGGUUCUGAUAAAUGGCCAAGUGGCUGCUGACACCUACCCCUGCAUGACUAGUUAUUGUGAAUAAACAGAGAAGCGUCCCACAGUAAUCCCCAGCCAGCAUUCCUCACAUACCAUCCACCUGUAUCUAUGUAAGUUCUCCGGGCCGGCAUAGUAUAAACUGACCAACUUAUCGAUUGUGCUCAUGUAAUCUGCCGUCUUUUCUCAUUGCCUGCCUCGGUAUGUUUACCAAGAAAAAUUCGUCUUAUCUAUAGGAACCAGUGCUCUUUGUUAUUCGCAAGCAGCAGCGAUUGUCGACAACACUGGUCACCCCGAUUGCCUACUACUACAUUGUCAAUGGAACCGUUAUCCAGGCACCUGACCUAGCAACCCUUGUGAAUGCACGCCUUCAUACUGUCAUUCAUGGCUUAAAUAAGACUAUACAAGUAAGUUUCAGACUGUAUGUUUCUCCCGAAUAAUCUCAGUCAACCCUGCCGACUACUGUGACUUGUGUCUAAAUUACUUCUAGUUCAUACGGCAUAAUCAUCGAUAGACAUUAUCACUUUGUUGUUCGUAGUUUAGGUGGAAAGUUUUUCUGGUAGGUAUAGGGAUGUGUCUGAUGUUGCCUCCUCACAGAGUGAGUCCACUGUAGUUGAAUAGAAUCUAACCGGCGAUCGAAUAAGUGGGGCAGGUCCAUAGUUGAACCUGUGGCACGCGAUCAGGCGACGUGGGCGAUUGUUAGGAGCAGCACUCGUGUAUCUGGGUUUCGCAGUUACAACACCGAGUGCUCCAUCCAGUCUGUCCCACUUUGAAGCUACAAAUGCAGCUGGGGGUAAGCGAGCCGGUUUCGUUAAGCCAGUUCUGUGGAUUGAGGCCUUGCAGCUUCUCAAUGUUGUGAGCUGUGUACCCUGCACAGUGUCCUCAUUACUGAUGAUGUUGUUGUUGCCGCUGACAAGACCCUGAGUGUACGCUACCAGUGAGAACACGUUCAAAGGGGUUAGGUGUUGGCAUAUUUGUUCCCAGGUAUAGUUACUCGCUACUUGGUACGUCUGUGAUCAUGCCUGGUCUAGCUCAUCACGAUGCUGUCACGGACUCUACCUCUCCACGUGUAACGAUCCGCGGCAGCAGAUCUAGAUAGCUCAAUCCACUCUCUUCGAAGGGGCAGAAUCCUAACUUCUAAACCAGAAGGGAUAAAAAAUUCAUAAAGUUCAUAGCCGGUCUGGUCGGCUUAAAACGACUAUGCUAAGACCUACUGCUGCCGGAUAUAAGCAUGCAAAACCACAUGGUUCUAGAAGGGGUUUAGAUCAACUGACUUCUGUAUUAGCAGAUAAACAGUCUAAUGUCUCCCAUGGAAGAGCUGAACCGAAUGACUCUUAUCCUGAUAGAGAGAGCUGCACCUAGUAACGGUUAGUGGUUAAAAGUCAUAUUGUUUUCUACACAACUUAGAACCAUGAAAAGUCGAAUGCCGGUGGGCAUGUAAUGUUGUUUAAAAAACGAUUGGAUCAAGAGUAUGAGAGUCAAGCAGAACUAACUUGGUAGAAUGGCAUCCACGAAAACUAGGAGCAUAAAGUCGUUGCCGCGGGAGCACAAACUUGCUAGAAUAGGAAAGAGGCUGCCCGGGAAGACCUUGAAGGGGAGGGGCAUCUUUUCACUCGAAAAAUCAGCGGACUCAGUAGCGACAGCCUCCGUCACACUUUCUGCAGAUCGGGGGACUCGAGAGAGAAUCUCACAUGCGCUCGAUGACAAACUGCCAUUCGAACUCGUUGCUGUGGCCUUGAAGAAAGAUAAGACAGCCUUACAUCGGAAAUGAAUUCCUUCACACGAUCACGCAGGUAGCGCAGAAGGCUGAUCAAUGGGAGGUGCCAGUUCAGGAUCAAUAUAGACCUAGGAUGCCCUACUAUGGCUGAGUUAAUCUGACUUUGUGCUCUACGUAUCGGAGAAAUAUACCGUUCCACCCUGCUCUUUCGAUUGUGGGGUUUAAGUUCCCUAUUUUGCGUGCGAUAACUGUGUGCUGUCUGACUUCGACAAUGUUGGGAAAUAUAUAUUUCUGCAUUUUUAAGUUAACAACCCGUCCGAUUCGAGAGAGAGAGAGAGAGAGGGAGAGGAUUGCUUUAUUUUAAAAAUAACAUUCAAAACUUUCUUCUUUGAAUUAGUCCUACUUCAUAGCGGCUCGGUAAUCAUGCAUAACAGAUAGUGAGGCAAGAUAAAGAGACCGCUGGGGAAAGCAUUGUUGUUAGAGAUUCCGAAUUGAUAUUGGAACUAGCAAUCGAAACGUGAAGGGAAUCGACAAUCAAAAGAAAUGGGACUACAAAAAAGUGUUUUAUGGACUGCGGGUAGAGUGGAGAAUCGCUCACCCUGGUGAACAGAAGAGUGAGGAAGGCAAGGAUGUCGUAACACACAAACACAAGAAACCCGGUCGUUAUUGCCUAAAGUUUUAAGGGAUGCUCGGGGAGUAUAUUUUUUAGAACGCGAAUAUAACAUGCUAAGGUUCCUUAUAGAUGCGUGUCUCCCGAGAGAAAUGCAAAUAAAAUGCAAUUUUCAGAAACUCGGGUUUAAUGUAUCGAAAAUUCAAAUAUGAACAAGCCCUAUUCGGGAGUGGGUUUUGCACUGCGUCCUGCGGUAUUUACAAUAAAUAGGAGUACUUCAACUUGAUGCGGCCGGUAUCAUGCAUGAUCUAGCAGGUUUCGAAAGUGCCACAGACUGUACACCUCCACGUGUGACGAUCCGCGGCAGCAGAUCUGGUCAGCGACGGAUACCGAGUACCGGAACCCCAAUAACCACCUCCAUGUCCUGAUGGAAUUUUUCAAACCAGGUUUUGAGUUGACCUUUUCCAUGCUUCCAAGUGGGUAAGUUCUGGAUCGAGGGCAGCAAAACUGACCCCGUGAAGUGGACGACGAAUAACCUGCCCAAUCCACCUCAGUCAUCUUUGUUGAAUGGCCUGGGAUAUCCUUGUGCUUUUGUCAGAGCGAGUGCGGACAGUCUCGCUGGAGACGAAGUCAAUGUACCUAACCCGAUGGAUGGUUAUCAAGCGGUUAUGCUCAAAUGCCUCCAUUUUUCGCUCGUCUUUCACUCACACAGCCCAGCAUUCACAACCGUAGAGAGGGAUCGACUGGACAGAUACACGGUACACGCAAAUCUUCGUGGCGAUGGAGAUGUCGCACUGGGUUCAUAGGCAUUUUCUAAAGCUCUAAAACAGCCCUGCGAGUAGCAUUGAUUUGGGAGACAAUGUCGUCCUUAUCCUGCCCAUCAGACCGCUGUCUCGCUCCGAGGUGUUUGAAAUUGUCUGCUCCUUCAGGUUGACAACCAUUCAUCUCGAGGGGCGCUCUCUCCUGGACAGGGAUGCAGCUUUAAAACAGUUCGUUCCGCCCAGCGUUUAUGGCGACUUUAUUCAGCCGUGACACCAUGGACUGUAAACCACAAAAGCUUGAAGAUAGCUAGCCGAUAUAAUCAGCGUAGUUCAGACCAGUCAACCGGCGUCUGGGACCAAACUCAACGCCGUCAGCCAUUGAAUAAUCGCUUCGAAAGGUGCACCUCUAGCGUCUUAACGGUGUGACCGCUCCCCACAGAAAUGCUGGGCAUUUAAGUCAGUUCCAGGACGUAGUUGUCCUUGACUCACUCCUGCCACUUCACUUUUAGGGUUUCAGCAGACAACCGCGGUGGUGAGGCCAAUCUCUCUAGCUUAACACAGGUACACCGUCUGCGUAUCCGCGUCGAAGGACAGUGCAGGCAGUAUUACGACCCUGCGCAUCCCCCACUUGGUGCUGGAGGGGAUGUGUGCAUGAUUGUUCAUACCUCUGUCACACCGUACGCGGGAAUUGUUUUCACACCAUCUAAUUUGUUUUAGCCGCAUACUCGACCUAAAGUCCUCCCAUAUGUUGUGGUGAGUGACCGCGCGCAACAGGAAGCGUGGCACACAACUGAAGACUCGAGUAGUUAGCAUAUCGAUCUAACAAUCGCUUAUCAAGCACUGCAUUAACACAUUAGUAGCGUAGCUGGAGGUAGUCCCUGGUCGGAGUGAGCUAAGUAUGCAGCGAGUUGUGCAGCCUCACAUUCCUUGACGAUGGACCUACGUUAGAGUUCAAAACGUCGGAUACACAAGCAACUGGUCUCAGCGAUCGCCUUCCCGUCUUCCACUCAAUUACCUGGACCACACCUAUUCUCUAUCAUUCGGAAUCCCUAUUAUAUUUCUUUCUGUCACAUCUAUGUUAUUCCCCUACAGAUGUCAUAUUGCCUUGUUUAUCUCGUUAUCAGUCAAGACUCUCAUGAAUCAGGUCGCCUACUCAUCAUAAACCUUACGUUCAAGAACAGGACGUCCAGUUUUCCGAAAACCCAAGAUAUUCAAUUAGGCAAACUGAAUUAUCCUCCUGCUGGGACGAGCUCCUACUUUCCAGCGUUGCCGACACUACUGUUAUGCUUAGCAGGAAAUUAUCGUUCGUGCUUUGGCAUUUCGGCCAACCAGAGUUCCGUAUGCGUCCUGCCUGAUAUGGGACUGCUGUGUCGGUCUGCAUGUGGGCAAUUUGUUUCCUCUUAAUUCCGGGUCCCAAAUUGGGACUUUCUCUUACAGCAAGGCAUUGUGUGCUGCUUUCCCAUAGGUUUACAUUUCCACAGAAUACCGGUCCCUUCGAUUACACUUCUUCGGUCGGCCAAUAGGCAUGUUUAAUUAUGACUUAGGGGCAUUUGGUUCGUACGAGAGGCCUACGGAGUAAAGAUCUAUUUUAAACACGAAUUUCUGCCAUUCGUAAGCCCAAAUGGAGGGCUCGGGCCACUGCUCUCCGCCCGGUCAAAAACUAGUCUGGACGGUUAUUCGCAAGACACAGGGGGUAGGUAGAGGGCCUUUGGUGAUUUGUGUGAAAGAGUUCAGAGUUGUAGCGUCAGCGUUGCCGUAGCCAGUACAGAUAAAUGCCAGGACGCGGCGAGCUUUGCCCUUAGGCAUGUAAACAUCACGGCGGACACGUUUGUGCAUAUCUGGACAGUUUUGCAUACGUUUCACAAGGCUCUUGGAUAGGUAUUAGAUCCUGAUUAUUUGUAAUCCAGCUAAAAUUGGUCCCAAAGCUGAUUUUCCGGGUCUCUACUGACUGAUGGUGUGUUAGGUUGCCUCUUUUUAUUUCUCCAGGCUCUGGCUCCUUGCGCCCGCUACCACCCACCUGAUGGAUCUUACUCCUGGGAUGACCCUAAAAAGCUCUUGGGGAGAUCUACUAGUAAUGAUGGCGCCCCCGAAGGCAACAGUCCAGAUAAAGAUGCCAAGACUGUACAGAAGUCGGAAUCAAAUGUUGCCACGAACUACUACCAAGUCCACCCCAUGGAGGUCUUACUUGCUGAAUGGGCCAGUAGAUUCCCCCUUCCGCCUCUUCCCACCACCGCCACCACCACUAGCAGCUCCACCGUUCAGACUCCACAACAGCCAUCCGCAAACACUCCGCAGACUCAGUCGGGCCCUCUGACUCAACAUGCAACCAGCGUACGUGUUUUGCCCUCCUCCUGCCUCUUGAUUGUCUUCCCUCAUCUUUUGCCCAAGCUUUUAUCGAUCCUGAAUGAAUGCAGCCUACGCCUUAUUUUGGCGUGCGAUAACUGUCCGCGACCAUUGCUCUCUACUAGAAAUUCAUUCAGUUGCUUUUUUUGACAAAUUUAUUAGCUUGUCCACAUUUCGAAAGUCCAGUUGUUUGGAGUUUUUUGGUGUUAGCUCCUCCGAGGACACAUUUGUUUUUGUUUGACUCGUUGGCACCCUCUAAAAUAUUGUAAGGCCCAAUAACAGCACUAUUAUGUGACGCCUGUUUGCAACCACUUAAUACCUUUGCCUAUCAGCGCUUCCAUAUGGUCGAAUUUUCGAAUUGGAACGCUAGAGACAGCAACCCACGACUGGCGAAUUGGUCGGCUGUUGGCGACUCACUUGCGCCGAACCAUCUUGAGAAACCUCAUGAAACAAUAUCCCGUCCGGAUACGGCUAUCUAAGCCACGUCAUAAGCGGAACCUAACGCGUUUCGCAACCUGGGUCCGCUGAUGAGAAAGAAUAGUACGAGAACUUGACUACCUGGCUAUUAAAUGCUGGCAUGUACAACUUUCUGGACCAAAUUUUGUAACGUCUAACGGCGUUCAGUCAUUAUUAGCACAACGUAGAUGUCUGCUACCUGCUUGAGUUCCAGACUCACUCACAGGUGGUCACGACCCCGGGGGUGAGCUCCUGUCCCAUCCCAUAUCAUCUUGUAACAGGUGAACCAUGCGCCACCUGUGUUGGAAGCAGUUGAUAACCGACUGGCUUCCGUACCUGUGUGGGAGAGCACUUUACCAACACUUUUACGGUUUAUGCACCGACAUGGACUGCUGACUAGCGCAAUAAAGAAGCCGUCUGCGCACAGCAGCGAGAACUGGUUGGAAGAAUUCCCCGCCGUGAUAACUGAUUUUUGUUGGAGGUUAGAAUUGACAGGCUGCGCUUAACAACUCUCCAGUCACCUAAUUGACCACUCUGGGCUUCGUUCUCGCCAGACCUGCCUAAUUAUUACUUGGAAUGACUAUUUGUGAUAAUUCAUUAUCUUAGUGCUUUCAAGUUUUGUUGCUUUGGAGUCGACACAGCAGACGUUUUUCCUCUCUUUUCAGGGCCGCGAACACGAUUUGAAAUCAGCCUCGGGAAUACCAGAGAAGAAGAGCCGCUUGUUAUAA